CUACCUCUUUAAUAUCAGCCAAGUGGCAGUCUUAACUGAUUUAAGCUAAAUCAGCCUAUUACUUUCUUCUUGUUCUACCAUUCCAAUUAGCCAAACCCACUUGAUAAAGAAGGAAAGCAUAGAGCCAUUUGCACAAAAAUCUGAACUCUUCCAUCGGAAGAUGGAUCGAAUUCCCAUCUGGGUAAUCCCCAUUUUGAUCUUUCUCAUCACUCCAGUGACAAUUUCACAAGAGGAGGAGGUGAAGCAGGCGCUUGUUCAAUUCAUGGACAAACUCUCGCCAGGACAAAGAGAUGGCAGCUGGGGUUGGAACAUGACUUCAGAUCCUUGCAACUGGGUUGGAGUGACUUGUUAUCCGCACACUGAGUCUGUGUCGCAAAUAGCUAUUGAAAAUUCCGAUCUCAGUGGAGUUCUUGAUUUCGGCUCUGUUUGCACGGUGAAGACUCUGCUUGUUCUCAGUCUGUCAGGCAACAAAAUACAUGGAACAAUAGGAGAGGAGAUAGGAAAAUGUAAGCAGCUGACUCACUUGUAUUUAAACGGGAACAACUUCUCUGGUAGCCUUCCUGAUUCUCUCUCGCAUUUGGGUGACUUGAAGAGGCUGGAGAUUUCUGACAAUAACCUCUCUGGUGAGCUUCCUGAUCUGCCUCGGAUUUCAGGGCUCAAAAACUUUUUAGCUGAGAAUAAUAAUCUGAGUGGAGGAAUACCCAACUUUGAUUUCCUCAACUUUGAUCGAUUCAACAUCUCCAACAACAAUUUUAGCGGUCCAAUUCCUGAUAUCCAAGGCCUUUUCACUGCAGACAGCUUUUCGGGUAAUCCUGGAUUAUGUGGACAACCACUGUCAGCUGCCUGUCCGCCUGCUGGCCCUGCUUCUCCAUCAUCUAAAAUGGAACCAAAAGCAUCGACUACUAGUGACUUUCUUGUAUACUCUGGCUAUAUGAUUCUUGGCAUGAUUAUAGUGCUCUUCUUUGCUGUCAAAAUUAUCCGUAAAAGAAAGACUAAAGAAGAAACGAUUAUAGUUAUUGAAAAGGAAAGAGUGGCAGGGGAUGCUAGUAGCGACAAGCCUAGUGAAGCAUCCAAUGAUCGGUUCAGGUUUGGUGUAAACAAGUCUGAGUACUCAAUGACAUCUAUUGAUCAAAGUUCGAUCAUUACAUCUACACUUGUUGUUCUCACGAGUCCGUUGGUGCCUUCACUGCGAUUUGAGGAAUUGCUUAGAGCUCCAGCUGAAUUGCUUGGGAGAGGAAAGCAUGGAAGCCUCUACAAAGUCAUGCUCGAUGGUGGGGUGAAUUUGGCUGUAAAGAGGAUCAAGGAUUGGGAUAUUUCUGAUGAAGAUUUCCGCAGGAGGAUGAAGAAGAUAGACCGAUCGAGGCAUUUAAAUGUAUUGCCACCAAUUGCAUUUUAUUGCUCCAAGCAAGAGAAGCUUCUCGUCUAUGAAUUUCAGCAGAAUGGCAGUCUCUUCCAGCUUCUCCAUGGAUCACAAAAUGACUAUACAUUUGACUGGGGAAGCAGACUAAAUGUUGCAGCAAGGAUUGCAGAGGCUUUGGCAUACAUGCACAAGGAGCUGCAUGAAGAUGGGAUUGCUCAUGGCAACCUUAAAUCCACAAACAUUUUGCUCGACAAGAACAUGAAUUCAUGCAUCAGCGAAUACGGUCUGAUGAUGAUGAUGGAAAAUCAAGAGUCAUUUCUUUCCCAAACCAAAGAUUUCAAGAACAAGAACUUGAGUGGAGGCCAAGCAUACGGCACCUUCAAGCUCGAUGUCUACGGCUUUGGUGUGAUUCUCCUGGAGCUGCUAACGGGAAAGCUCGUGAGCAACAAUGGGUUCGAUUUGGCUACUUGGGUCCAGACAGUAGUGAGAGAGGAAUGGACGGUAGAAGUCUUCGAGAAGGGGCUGCUCUCAGAAGGUGCGAGUGAAGAGAGGAUGGUGAACUUGUUACAGAUAGCGUUGAAGUGCAUAAAUCCUUCUCCAAAUAGAAGGCCUAGCAUGAGCCAAGUUGCAGAAAUGAUAAUUACAUUAAAAGAGGAAGAACAGAGUUCAAUAUCUUUUAAUGCAGGCUCACAUAUAUAUGUGGGAGAAACACGUCCCCUGUGAAAGUUCAUCAUCCUUGAUCUCUUCACUCGCUAUAUAUUAAUCUAAAUACUUAUCCCAUUUGUGUGGUAAACAAUUCUUUUCUUCAACAUUGAUGAUUGUAUGAAUGCAUGUGUACUUCAUCUUAAA
Molecule: messenger RNA, 2209 nt
Organism: Alnus glutinosa
Lineage: Eukaryota; Viridiplantae; Streptophyta; Magnoliopsida; Fagales; Betulaceae
Product: probable inactive receptor kinase At2g26730
Exons: 2
Coding region: 161-2083 (640 amino acids)
Biological process (GO): protein phosphorylation
Molecular function (GO): ATP binding; protein binding; protein kinase activity
Source: RefSeq, a predicted model, not a curated record